GUAUUUAGUUACUCUACUAACCAAUUUGAUAAGGAUACGAAUUUUCAUUUCGUAAAUGCAUUAAAAGAUGUUCACAGUUGUUUACAGCGAAAUGACUGUCUUAAUUGUGUUUAAUCUUCUUCUAUUAGGGCAUCAUGUACAGGGAUCGAAUAAAAAAGGCAUCUCAUUAUGGCCAGAUCAAUAUUCCUGCGAUGAUUUUAAAGCUCUUAACAAUAUGUCAUGGUGGUAUGACUGGCAUUCGGAUUUGGCAUUUUGGAAUAAAAAAGUUCCAGCGAACUGCAGUCCAAUGCCUCAACAUAUCCCUAUGAUAUGGACAUACAGCAACCACUCGACAAUAAACAUUCCACAAUAUGCUCAAUUUAUUUUGGGUUUCAACGAACCAGACCACAAGGAUCAAGCUAACUUGUCCCCACGUACAGCUGCAAAUGCUUGGAGAGAAGUAGAAAAACAUUCUCGGGGCUUACCUCUUGUCAGUCCCGCGCCAGCAGCCCAAAAUUUCCAUUGGUUGGACGAAUUCUUUAGUUUAUGUCAUGGUUGUCGUGUUGACUAUAUCGGUGCGCAUGCGUACAGUUGCUCAGCAAAUCAUGUAAUGUCGUACUUACACAAGUUAUAUCAAAGAUAUCAGAAGAAAAUCUGGUUGACAGAGUUUGCAUGCCCCCAGUCAUGGAAUGAGAAGCAACAAUUGCAUUUAAUGGAGACAUUGCUUCCUCGACUAGAGGCUGCACAUUACGUAUUCAGAUAUUCAUGGUUCGAGGCAAGAAUAACGAGGUCGUUUCCAAACGCAUGGGUAACUCCAGCAGCAAGUCUUUUGCAUAAUGACUCUUCGACGUUAACAAAUAUAGGCCGAUUCUAUAACAACUUCCAGGCAACGAACCCACAUAUAAUUGGAUAAUUUAUUAUCUCAAAUUAUGGAAUAAAGAACGAAAAUGGAUUGAUAA
This is a messenger RNA of Ruditapes philippinarum (Manila clam), 938 nucleotides long. RefSeq lists its product as uncharacterized. The record is from RefSeq and is a predicted model, not a curated record. Lineage: Eukaryota; Metazoa; Mollusca; Bivalvia; Venerida; Veneridae. The coding region runs from base 68 to 892 and encodes 274 amino acids. The transcript has 3 exons.